Neodiprion virginianus is the source of this 3779-nucleotide messenger RNA. RefSeq names its product lysM and putative peptidoglycan-binding domain-containing protein 2 (gene red). The coding region runs from base 192 to 926 and encodes 244 amino acids. The record is from RefSeq and is a predicted model, not a curated record. NCBI's taxonomy places the organism in Eukaryota, Metazoa, Arthropoda, Insecta, Hymenoptera, Diprionidae. The transcript is spliced from 4 exons.
AAUGAAACGACGCGUUGAAUUUAUAGUCUGAUAAGGUCAGGUCAAGAGUUGAAAUCAUUAAUCGAUAAGGAACCUCGUUUAAACGAAAGAUCAGGGCAGACAGUUUACAUAUAAUUAUUACGAUCAUCGAUGUGAUUCGAAUUUGAAAAUAAAAUCGAAGUGCCGUUUCACGUACCGUUUACCGCCCCCGAAUGAUGUUGGCACAACUUUUUAGAGGCUUGAACAUGGAGUGGAAUGGCGGUGGAGAGAUGGAAGAGCGAAUGUCUAUUCGUGAUUCCAGCAAAGCACUCAAGAAAUACGGGAGCACGGCUAAGCACAUGACGCGCAACGAAAACCUUGUAAAACACGUCGUUUCGGCGAGCGAUACCCUCCAGGGUAUCGCGCUAAAAUACGGGGUCACGACAGAACAAAUACGGAGAGCAAACAGACUGUGGGCAUCAGACAGUUUAUUUCUACGUGAAUAUCUACUUAUUCCUGUACCUGGAGAUAUUAACGCUUCCUUAGGAAAUUAUUCUAUCCUGCCUUCAGGUGCUGAGAGUUCACAGGGUAUCGAAAGCAUAACUAGUCCUUCGUCGAUAACUUCUUCCAUAGAUGACGAAAGCUCCGUAGAUGAUUUCUUGGCAAAAAUGGAUUCAUCUAUAGCGAGUAUGAAGAAGGAAGUUAAACGCGCGCAAGGAAAUAGUGAGUUUUGCCAUGAGGGGGAUGACACGUUCACGCAGCGGCGAAGAGCCGUUGCUAGAUUACGCAACUCACACCCCAUUAGUUCAACCACAAACUCAUCAGCCGAACCCUCUGAGCUAUUGAGGACAUCUUCAUCCGGCGAUGUUCAUAAUUUGCCGUCCGCCGUUGUAAUGACUCAAGGAAGAAGAGUGAAGACGUCGUUGCAAAGACUGCAGCAACAGCAGGACGAGAUGUUUCAGUUGUAGCAAUUACGGUCGACUUGCGCUAUAUGUGUAAGGACUUAGGUUUUGGGUAAUGAGGUAGAUAUAUUGGCGAAAGCAGUGCUGGAUUAUAAAUAAUUUCGCACCACACUUAAUAGCUUAAUAUGAAAAUGAUGAUCACAUCGAGUAUCUUCACGUCACAUCACGGCAUGAAUGACAUUGAAGUACCAAACAUACAUUCAUACGUGUGUAUUUAUACAUACACCUAUAUGUAAUGUAUAUGUAUGUAUAUUUAUGUUUGCAGUGUAAUUUAUACACUUGACAAGAUAAUAAGCGUUAAUUUUUUUUUUGACAUUGGUGUCCAGCACUAGAACGCUUCAGACUAGCCGUUUCUUAUUGAAGAAUGUUUGAAUAGAGAUUACGUGAGGUAUAAUUGUUGCAAGCAACAGGGUAAGUGAAUUCCCUUUAUUUUUUUAAACCAAUUACGUUAGGUUAUUCAUUUUUGAGUGAACCGUCGCUCGCAGAGGUUUCAAUUUAUUUUCUAUUUAUUGUUUUUGUUUCGUUUUCUGUUUAUAAAUAUAAAUUUAAUAUCUUAUCACUGUUGAAAAUUUUGUUAAAAAAAUGUUAAUUUUAUUGAACUGAUCCCAAAUAUCAGUUAUGUACAUAGUCCGAUAUACGUUGGCAAGUAUAUUCUUACUUGCAACAAUUAUGCUCAAAUAACGUUGACUUAUUAAGAAUAAAAGAUAGAUGAAGUAUUAGUGUUGAACCUUCUGAUGCCUUACAUAUAUUGUAUCCAGUCUUGAACGAAUUGAAAGUUAAUUUAUCUUUAAUUAGCUUAUCAUACCGACUUACCGUGCUGUUUGGUGGUAAUCUACAUGAUAUUUGCAAAUUCUUGGCAACUUGUUCAUUUAUUAUUUGAAAAUAAAGAAAAUCAAAAAAAGAAUUAAAAAGAAGAAAGGAUCUAUUUAAUGAAUGAUAUUUUGCUUGUAUACUGUGAAUUUAUGCCGUGAAGAAAUUUCAAAAAUAAAUGUUAUAAUCCAUAUGGACACAUUGUAGAUUUCCAACUUCCAAGCUUCAGUAAUAAUAGAUUAUAAAAUAUCCAUACAUUAUAAAGAAUAUAUACAUUUGAUGCUUGGUAAAAUUGUUAAGCUGUAAAAAUUAUGCAGUUCACUAUUCAAUUUAACGAAUUAGUAAGUUAUUUUGAAGAAAAGGUAGCCACUGUUAUUUUCCGCCGAAUUUAUUUUACUUUCUGCAAGUUUUUAAAAUUAGCUUUCUUGUUUUACGCAGUAAUUUGCAAGAAGAAUUCAUUUAAGUAUCAGCAGAAAUGAAAUAGAAACUUAAUUCUGUUGAAACCGAAUUGAAUAUAAAUAAUAUUUACUCGAAUGUUAUAAUUACUCAGUAACAAAUACCUUUUUAUUUUUACUUUCCUCGCGUAUGAAAUAUAAAUAUACAAUAUAUUAUUUUAUGUAAGUGCAAAAUAUCUGUAAUCUUUGUAUAACAAACUAGGUGAGAACUUCAAAAUUUCGCAAAAAAAUUAUUCCUUCAUCUCAGUAUGUGUUUCCAAUAUAAACUUUAGUUUACUACGGUUUUUUUUUUUUUAGAAAAUGAAAACUGAGAAGCCCUUGCAUAAUAAUGUAUGGACAUAGAUCAUUUUUGUAAUUUAAAUUUCUAUGUUUGCACAAAAAUAAACUGUUAUAUUAUUAUACAUAAUGAUAUACAAAGGUGUAUAUAGGUAAGUCUAUAUUCAUAGAAAAGAAAAUAAUAUUGUAAAGAAUCAUAAAAACUUGUACAUGAACUAUAAAUUACAUAGAAUAAUUUGUAAUUACUGUACAAUGUAUGUAUCUAUGUGUAUAAGUUCUGAUUCAACUGGUUCUGUUUUGUUUGCUGGGCAAAGUAACAUUUACCUUGUGAAUAAUAAGCAUAAACAAUUACUGUAAAAAAUAUUAAUUAUAAUUAUGGAAAAGUUUUAUAGUCAGAAUUAUAAUUAUGUUACAGAACAAUUAUUGGUUUUCAAAAUCUUGUUCUUCGCCCGAUCUCCAGGAGAUUGCUUUCUGUUUAUUAUCAGACUUUAUAAAACUUAACAACCAGACUACUUGAAUAACUGAGCAUGAUCUUUUGAAAUUGACAUUACGAGCUGUAUGAUUCAUUAGGAUUAUAGCUGUGAAAAUAGGUACAAUAUUUACACCUGUAUGUAGGACAAUUUCCUUAGAAAGGAGCAUGCUAACGGCUUGCCAAGUUUCAUAAUUGAGGUGUAUCGACUGCAUACCAAGCAAUUUUUACAUAGCAUUUUGCACUUACAUUCUAAUUGUCAUAUGCCAAGGAUGCACGGUACACUUUUCAAUUAUGGUUCAUUAGGACUUAUCAGUGAGUUCGUCACUCUGGUUACAUUCGUUAUAAUAAAAAAUUUCCAUUCUGCUUUAAUCUAUCGCAUAAAGUGUAAAAAAAAACAAAAGAAAAAAAAACCUUGUUACUUGGUGCAAUCUUAGAUAUAGUCUAUAAACAUCGUCAUAAUAUUAUGCUAUAGUAUGGUAUUACUGUCAUCCAAAUAAAUAUGUAAACUAUAUUACUAUAUAUGACCUAAUUUGUUGGACGAUACAAGUUUAUAUUAAAUAAAAUAGCAAUACAUGCAAUUAGCUCGACAUAGAUUCCUUCUGCACUGACCAAAAAAGAAAGCAGAGAACGCAUGUAAGCGUGAAAUAAUUGCCAAAUUUUUAUAAUUUGUCGCGUUCCCAAGUCUUACAAUUUAGUACCUGAAAUGCAACACAGCAGAUAUUCAUACAAUCGGUUUGGUCUGUAACACUGUGUACUUUAGUUGUCGCUAUUAUUUUAGUAAAAUUUGUUAUAAUUAAUACAGAUAAUCAAUAAAACAAAGAUUAUGAUAUACUAUUUAUCAUGUUA